Molecule: messenger RNA, 2230 nt
Organism: Lingula anatina
Lineage: Eukaryota; Metazoa; Brachiopoda; Lingulata; Lingulida; Lingulidae
Product: pyroglutamylated RF-amide peptide receptor-like
Biological process (GO): G protein-coupled receptor signaling pathway
Cellular component (GO): plasma membrane
Molecular function (GO): neuropeptide Y receptor activity
Source: RefSeq, a predicted model, not a curated record
CUGAGUGCACGAUUUUCAUCUUGCGCAGUGUUGGAGUGCUCUUGCCUUGGCGAUAGUCAAACAAAGAACGACACGUCUUCUGGUGAUUUCUGUCGUACGUGGCGAUAAUAUUAGCUGGAGAGGCGAUUUUCCUGGAGUUGAAAUUUGCGGGAAAUUAAGACUGAUGAAAAGCAAAUCACUUCAUUGACGAAGAAAUAGUCUUGUUGACAGGAACUUCGAGCUCAAGAUUGUUAAACACGUGCUGGACCUAGCGCGGUUCACACGCAGCAUUUACGUGUUCUCGUUUGGAAGGCACUCACCACGAGAAACAAUUUUCACUUCGAGCUUCGGUAGCCAUGAGGUGACACACGUCCACUGGCGUUUUCUUUCUUGGAAAUUCACCAUGAAAUUCACCUAGUAUUUAACUUUGCAGAUUGCUGAAUCACCAGAUACCUUUUGUAUUGUGAAUACUUUUCACUCCAUGACUGAUAAUUAUUGGAAACCAGUGCAGUAGAAACCUGUGCAGAGGCAAUUAUCAGAGAACCUUGGGAUUAAGAACAGAGAGACGCAGUUUGAGUUUAACUGGAUCAAUUCAAUUCUCAGUAUAUUAAACCAAGAGGUAGGAUUCAUCAUGGGAAACAACACGCCGAUAACAGAAGAGCAAUUCAAAAUGUUGGUCUCCUUAUACCCGGAGUCGUUCCUCGAGCCGCCUCUUGCGGACCAUGACCUACUUCGCUUCCGCAUUUUGUUCGGCAUCAUCAUGUUCUGUGCGGUCGUCUUCAACAUCCUGGUGAUAGCGGUGAUUCUCAGGAAUAAGUCCAUGCGGACAGUAACAAACACUUUCUUACUGUCACUGGCCGUCAGCGAUCUCCUGAUAGCCGCAGUCUGCAUGCCUUUUCAAUUGUACGAGUUAGCCUACCAGGAAUGGAGCCUCGGAGAAGGGCUGUGCAGAUUUUACGCUUAUUUCCAGGGUGUUCUCAUUGUUUCCAGUAUUUUGACUCUCUUGAUAGUCGCCGUUGACAGGUAUUACGCCAUCUGUCACCCGCUGAAGGCGCGUCACGUUCACACUGUCAACCGCGCGCUUAUCAUCACCGCUGUCAUCUGGGCACUGUCCUUCACUCUCAUGACACCGCAACUCAUUGUGCAAAAAAUCGAUUACAAAUUGGACAACAAGUUACCCAUCAGAGCAAACGUCCCCUACUGUAGGGAAUACUUCGAGCACCACUGGGAAAUCCUUCUCUACACUUCCUUCACCACUUUCGGUUUCUUUCUCAUCCCGCUGAUCGGGAUCUACGUCUCCUACGGCAGGGUGGCAUGGCGCCUGUGGAUAAGGAAGCCGGUGGGAGACAUGUCGACGAUGAGAGCGGAUGUUCACAUAAAGCAGAAAAAACGUGUGAUUAAAAUGUUAAUUCUUCUAGUGGCUUUCUUUACCGUGUGCUGGACACCUUUCUUCAUUAAUCACUGGAUACUUUCUUUUGUUACACCGGGUAGUCACAGUGAUGCCCGCGUAUUGGUCGCCUAUUUGUCUAUGAUGGGGUAUUUGAACUCGUGCGUAAACCCCAUUGUUUACGCUUUCAUGAAUGACAACUUUAAGGAAUAUUUCGUGAAGACCUUUUGCGUUUGCCUCCAAAAGAAGACUCACAAUCCCUGCACCCCAAAAGACGGAAAGAAACUUCAGGGCGUCACGGCAACGUCAAACAGUGCAGUUUAAGCAGAGGAAAGUGAGCGACCGAACCCCCACGAGUUGGUCUUGAAACGCAUGUGAACUUCACUGCUUUGCCAUAUUAUGAAAAGGGAUUUCUAUGUUUUAACUGGCAUUAUGAAAUUUUGAUGGAUAUGACACAAGCGAUAUUAGGAAAGAGAUUGAUCCGCCAGUGUUUUUAUCCUGUGACGGGUAACAUUUCAGAAUAAUGAUACCAGCCUUUUCUCCUUUUAUCAUCAAACAUUUUGCUGAGCCAUGCUGUCAAUUGUAAAUUUGUAUUUGAAUUGUAUAACACUGGUCAUUCAUUGGCCUUAAAUUAAGUGGGACCAGUGGCAUUAUUAACGUGUGAAGCCAUCAGACAAGUCAUUUUUGACAAAAUUGUUUAAACUUCUUUAACACAUUUAUGUUUAUUAUUCACUUGCUUAUAAGAUGACAUGGUAGGAAAAAUACCGUAACCUCUCCCCCUCUUUCAUCAAUUUCUUUCGCUCACGCGAGAUUUAUGAAUAUUUUAUUGAUUUCGUUUACAAUAACUACAUUUUUUUGUGAAAA